Aspergillus nidulans FGSC A4 is the source of this 1509-nucleotide messenger RNA. RefSeq names its product FAD-binding oxidoreductase. The coding region runs from base 1 to 1509 and encodes 502 amino acids. Lineage: Eukaryota; Fungi; Ascomycota; Eurotiomycetes; Eurotiales; Aspergillaceae. Gene Ontology annotation, molecular function: FAD binding; flavin adenine dinucleotide binding. The record is from RefSeq and is a predicted model, not a curated record. The transcript is spliced from 4 exons.
AUGCAGUUCUGGAGCAUCCUGGGAGCCGGGUUCUUCAUCUGUGCCGUCCAGGCAGCAGUAUCUUCCAACGGUACUGCAGAAGCCAAGCUGGCACAGAUCAGGAAACUGCUUAAGCCCCAGCUCUCUGAGAACGCCACUAUCGUUUCCCCCAACUCUAAGGAAUGGGUUGAAGUCACCCAUCGUGCUGCUGCACCCCGCGUCCACCCGGGGUACCUAGCCGUCGUCGACGUGGCUGUCGAAGAUGAUGUCGUGAAUACGAUCAAAGUCGCAAAUCAGAUCGGAGUCCCGUUCCUGGCCGUGACCGGCACGCACGGCUGGACCGACGACAUCAGCAAGAUACAGGACGGAAUUCAGAUCCGCAUGCGCGGCCUAAACCACAUCGGCCUCGGUCCGAACAAUGACACCGCAUAUGCCGGCGGCGGCGUAAUCCAAUACGAAGUCGUCCAGGCUCUGUAUCCGUACGGAAAGCAGGCUGUUCACGGUCUCUGCGAGUGCGUCUCCAUCCUAGGUCCUCUCUUGGGCGGUGGCCAUAGCGUGCUCCAGGGUGCUCACGGCUUUGCUGCUGACAACUUGGUCUCGGCCAAGGUAGCUCUCCAUGACGGUUCCGUUGUUACCGCAUCUGCCACUGAAAACCAAGAUCUGUUUUGGGGCCUUCGUGGUGCUGGUCAUAACUUGGGUAUUGUCCUUGAGUUCGAGAUCAAGGCUUUUGACAUUCAUGCGGAUCCAUGGACAUUUAUGACCUUCGUCUACGAGGCCGACAAGAUCGAAGAGUACUUCGAAGCCUGGAAUCAACUCGAGGACACCAUUGCCGACCCCGGCCUGGUUAUCCUGAACGGGUACUACCGCAACUUACCCGAAAUCAAUGCGGAGAAGCCUGUCCUCGUCAUGGAGCUCAUCUACCAGGGUUACGACACCGCAGCCCCUCAGUAUAUUGAGGCCUACCGUGCUAUCGGCCCAAUCCAUGAGACGACUGUUACCGAUAUCUACUGGAACAAACUCUUUGAUAUCACCAACUUCGGUCGUAACGACCGGGUCUGUGUCCCAAGCCAGAAUUGGGCCGGCUAUGUCAACUCCGUCGUCCGCUGGGACCCCGCGUCCAUGCGCGAGAGCUAUGAGAUUUUCGCUGACCUUGUCGCCAUCGAAACUUACAACACCUCUACAUUCAUUUUCGAGUCAUAUGGACGGAAGGGUGUCCGCGACUUUCCCGACAAUUUCAACGCUGUCCCGCCGGAGGAACGGAAUAAGCACAAUAUGUUGGCUGCCUUCCUGUUCUGGUCCGGCGAUGACGAGACCGAGCUCGCCGUUGCCCGUGAGUUCGGAGAGAGGCUGCAAAUUGCCAGCCGCAACGGUGAGAUCGCUCACUCUUACGUCAACUACGCCAUAGGCGGCGAGGAGCUUCCACAGGUCUACGGCCGCGACGUUGACCGCCUUGAGAAGCUCCAGAUGAUCAAGACCAAGUUUGAUCCUUACAACAAGUUUGGGUUUUAUGCGUCCCUCGCAAGCGCCUGA